CGCCGUGGUUGCUCAUUGCUGGAGGGGGAUUGAGGGACGCCCUCACUUUGCUGCAGGCAGGGCUGGGGCUACAGGCCAGGCACAGCGGUGACAUCGGGCCGUGUAUGGGCGGGGCUAUGCCGACCAGACCACGCCCCUUAGCGCGAGACCACGCCCACUCCCACGUUGCCACGCCCACCUCCCCGUGCCGCGCAGGGCACGCCGGGAGCUGUAGUGCGGGCGGUGCCGGAGCCGCGGCCGCCAUGUGUCGCUCCGCGGCGGUGCUGGCGCUGAGCUUGGCGCUGCUCUCGGCCGCCGCCGCCGCCUGGGACCUGUGGGCACUGAGGGCACUGCGCUGCAGCUUCACGGAGGACUGCGAGUGCGGCUUCGAACCCGACCUGCGCGGUCUGGAGUGCGAGCUGGCCGUGACCCUGGUGGGGCAGCCCCUGGUGAGGCAGCAGCUGAUGAAGGGACUGAGGCGGUUCCUGGAGAAGCGCAGCCCGGAGAAGCCCCUCGUUAUGUCCUUCCACGGCUCCACCGGGACGGGAAAAACCUUCGUGAGCUCCAUGCUGGUCCGGCACCUCUUCCCCGAGGGGCUGCAGAGCCGCCACGUCCACCAGUUCUCCCCCAUCGUGCACUUCCCCCACGCGGAGCACGUGGAGCGGUACAAGGAGAACCUGAAGCACUGGAUCCACGGGAACUUGACGAAGUGCGGACGGUCGGUCUUUCUCUUUGAGGAGAUGGACAAGAUGCACCCGGGCCUGAUUGAUGUGAUCAUGCCGUUCCUGGGACCCUCGUGGGUUGUGUAUGGGACCAACUACCGCAAAGCAAUCUUCAUCUUCAUAAGCAACGCAGGAGGAGAGCAGAUCAAUGAAAUGACACUGGAUCUGUGGCGUGCCCACCGGGACCGGGAGGAGAUCAGCCUGCAGGACAUGGAGGCAGCCAUCUCCAAAGCCGUGUUUGAGAACCCUCAGAGUGGAUUCUGGAAAUCUGGGAUUAUUAACGAACAUCUCAUUGAUUUUGUCGUGCCCUUCCUCCCCCUGAAGCACCACCACGUAAAGCAGUGUGUCAUCAAUGAACUUGUGCAGCAAGGGUUAGAAGUACGCCAGGGUGUUGUCCAGGAGGUGGCCGACAGCAUCCCCUACUUCCCAGAAGAAGAGAAAUUAUUUUCAUCAACAGGAUGCAAAACUGUAGCCUCUCGGAUCAGUUUUUUCUUCUAGCCUUGCUCAGAUCCGUAUGGGGCUGUAAAGCUGCACACUGGUGGGAUGAGCACCAGGAGCUGCGUGCUGCCAUGCAGUAGCACAAAUGCCCUCCUGCUGAAUUUGUCUUUCCAGCCCCAAGGGCACUAUUGCAGAAUGCAGCUGUGGGAGCAAGUGAUUUGGUUUACAGCACUUUAUUGUUUAUUCUGUGGCCAGGUGCAGGUGGUUAUGCCCAGCCUGGUGCACCACUCAAGUCGUACCUGUGAUGAAGAAGGGAAGAUGUCAGGAGAGACUGCAGUGUCAGGGAGGCUUCUUACCCUGUCAGCAACACCAAUCUGCAGCUCUCUCCUCUUCUGGCAGCUUCUGUUAUCCAAUGCAUGAAGAUUCUGAGCCCAAAAAGGAAUUAUUUUUUUUAAAUACAUUAUUUUAGCAUUUUUAAAAGCCAUCUUUUAAGCAUGGCAGUACCUCAGUUCCUUGGUACAAUGUGACAGUGCUGGUGCUGACUGCUGCGUUGCUGGCUGGUGAACACCCUCAACAUUACCCUCUUCAUUGAAAGGAAAUUUUAGAGCCAACUUCUUCCCAGUUUCCUUUCACUGUGAAUAGGUGCUGGUAGGGAGCACCAACAAAAAUAGGGACACAACGAGGGAAUAUGGCAAUGCUCAGCCUGCCAAGAACUCAGCUUCCCUACUUGUCCUUCUGCCCAUCUUUCCCCCAAGGUCCAAAGGAUUUCUCUGCAGCAAACCAUGGAAAUGAAAAAAACAGGACUUACCUACAAAAAAAAAAAGUUCAUUCCUACCUCCAGAGGAGACUGGUGACACUGAUGGUUUUUAACAAUACUUUAUUCAGUGGUAAUUUCUACAGCAGGCUGAGGAAUUGGUGCUAUGAGCUCUUGAGCUUCUUUGACGUCCUUCUGCUGGUCAGACCUUGCAGGCACUGGAAGAACCAGCUCUGCUCAGCUCCACAGGGGUGCCACUUACGUGGGGACCUGAGGACAAGAUAGAGAAGUUUGUACUCCACGCUGUCAAGCAUGGUGGGUGUAUGGCACUGCUGGCCUUUGUCCAUUUUAAUCUCUGCAGUCGGUUACUGGAGCACAGGUCAGAGAAUCAUUCCUACUGUGAGAACGAGCUGCCUGAGGGGGUUGUGUGAAUGGGGACAUGGCUGAGGGUCCCUGAUGUUCCUCUCGUGCCCUGGGCUGAAAUGAGCUGCUAACACUCAGGACCAUUCCAGCCUUCCUCCAGCUUCGUGGGCAGCCAUUGGAGGAACAGCCUAAAUGCAGCCUGGGAGCUGGUCCAUGUACAGACCAUCCUGCCUGCAGAAAUGGUAGCAUUUCUAAUUUUAAAAUAAAUCUUUUAUGAAAUAAAUGGUUGAGGAACAGUCAUUUGCUUGGAUUCCUAACAGCAGCUAUCGUGGACAGAGUUAGACUCGCAUUUUCAUGGGCACAGCUGCCUGGUGCAGUAGCACUUUGGGGAUUUAGAGGCAUAAAGAUGAUGCUCUAUAAUUAGGUAACAGGAAACAAGACUGUGGCCUUUCCCAGGGGUGGAGGUGAAACAGCAGUCGCUGGCCCUGACACCCUGCAGAGGAGCCACUGUAGGUACAAGAAAGCCACAAGGUCUGUCCUGCCACAGCUGCAGGCAGCCCAUUUUUCCCCUGUGCAGAAAAUCUCUGCAUACAAGGCCUUGUUCCCAGGACUGUGCCAGUGCAGAAGGUGAAACCCACACAUCCUCUCUUGCCAUCAGCAGCCUGGGGACAGGCACCAGUGCCCAGGCAAUGCUGCAGGUCUACAGCAAACACCCAUCAGACCCUUCAGCUAAGAGGGCUGAGAAGGAAUGAGGUUCUGCUUGGAACUGUUUCCCCACAUGUAGACAUUCCAGCAACCUACUGAUGCCUUUUAGGUGCAGACAGUGGCAAAAAGCCUUUGGCAACAAGAGUA
Lagopus muta (rock ptarmigan) is the source of this 3108-nucleotide messenger RNA. RefSeq names its product torsin family 2 member A (gene TOR2A). The record is from RefSeq and is a predicted model, not a curated record. The transcript is spliced from 5 exons. Gene Ontology annotation, molecular function: ATP hydrolysis activity; ATP binding. The coding region runs from base 105 to 1199 and encodes 364 amino acids. Gene Ontology annotation, cellular component: endoplasmic reticulum lumen; nuclear envelope; endoplasmic reticulum. NCBI's taxonomy places the organism in Eukaryota, Metazoa, Chordata, Aves, Galliformes, Phasianidae.